This is a messenger RNA of Triticum turgidum subsp. durum (durum wheat), 693 nucleotides long. The record is from the annotation of a GenBank genome assembly. Lineage: Eukaryota; Viridiplantae; Streptophyta; Magnoliopsida; Poales; Poaceae.
AUGGCGACCGCCGCCCAGGUCGCCGCCACAUUUCUCUCCUUCCUCUCAUGCCCCCGUCACCACACCGCUCCCUCCCCUUCCAUCUCCUUCCUGACGACCCCUGUAUUGCCCGCCUCGCUCCGGGCCGCUGCCGCGGGGGGCCAAACCCUCACCUUCCGCUGCCGGGGCCGUCGCAUCGCCGUCGUUGCUCAGCUCCCUACUAUGAUUCCAGAGCUAGCUAGCGGGGAGAAGAAAAUCCGCAGGUGGUCAUCGAGGGCGGUGCGAUCAUUUGCAAUGGCGGAGCUGGAGGCACGGAAGAUGAGGUACCCAACCACAGGCACCGAGGGGCUGCUUAUGGGCAUACUCGUUGAAGGAACUAGUGACGCGGCAAAACUUAUGCGUGCUAAGGGAAUCACAUUGCUCACGGUGCGUGACGCGGCAGCAACAAUACUUGGGAAGUCAGAAAUGUUUUACUUCAGUCCUAUGCAUCCACCAUUGACAGAAUCUGCACAGCGUGCCCUUGAUUGGGCUGUAAACGAGAAACUAAAGUCAGGUGAGGACGGAGAGGUAACGGCCAAUCAUUUGUUCCUGGCGAUAUGGUCAGAUAAAGAGUCAGCUGGUCAUAAGGUUCUGGCUUCCCUUGGUUUUGAUGAUCAGAAAGCCAGUUUGCUGGCCAAAACGGCAGGCGAAGAGAAAGCAAUGAGUCCUAGAUAG